UUUAUGUUGAAUUACUUGAAUUUGUGAUUCUCUUUACAUUUAAUAUUUAUUCAGAUUUCUUAUGUUUUACUAGUAACUGUUUAUAGUUCAGAUUGGAUUCUAUCAGUUACUUAAAUAAUUUAUCUAUUCGGAAUGGAGGCUGCUACCUUAAAGAAGAAAACAACAGGUCUUAGCAAAGGGAAAUUGAAAAAGACGAUCAAAAAUGUUUUAUGCCGUCCGGAUUCUAUACAUUGGCCAGUUGUACCAGAGGAAGACACCAUAAAUUUAAGGGCAUCUUUAAGCAAUCAUAAAGUGGAGAUUCCAAAAUUUGAGAAAUUGAAAUGGGCAGAGCUAAAGAAUAUUCCUAAAAAUGAAAGACCAAAGCCCCCACCAAUUAAAAAGCCAGAGGGGUUACUAUUUGGAUUAAGAGAAUGCGCUGAAGUAAUUCAGAACAAAGACUGCUCUGCAGUGAUAGUUGAUUCGGAAGUUAAUCCAAAAUCUAUUGUUCAACCCAUAAUAGAAGCCUGCAGAACAGCUGAAGUGCCUGUUAUCUGCCUCAAAAACUUAAAGGAACUGUCUCUCACCAACUUUGGUGUCAAAACUGCGUGUCUUGGAGUCAAACAGGGUUGUCUAUUAGAAAUCUCUAAAAAUAUUAAAGAAUUGGCCAAAAUACAUGCUCCAGUGCAAACAAAACCUAUUCAAAAUGAAGAAGUAACUGACAGAACUGAAACACAAGAUAUCAAAAUGACAGAUAUUAAUAUUACUGAUAUUGAGAAUAAGCUCCUAAAACGAACAUCUAAGAAAAGUAGAGUCUUUGUGCCUCCAUCUGAUAUGGAUACUGAGACCAAGGAUGUUAAGAAGAAAUUCAUUGGACAAGAUUUCAUAGAAUUUUCGGGAAAAACUAAUAAGGAAAAUACCAAUGAUUUAAAGAAUGAUAAACAUGCUUAUAAGAAUAUGCUGCUAAAAAGAAUUACAAACAAUCCAAACAGACCGCAUAAGGGGAAGAAAAGAAAACUGAAAAUGCCAAAUAAUAAGAGAAAGAAACUUUAUUUGUAAUAAGAGUAAUUGCUAUAAUGUCAAAAAAGACAUGCUUAUGAACAUUCCACAAGGAAUGAAGUAAGCAGUUUUCAAAACUUAUUUAUUUAAAUAACCAUUUGAAAACCAUCAAAUUUUAUCAACUUUAGCAUACAUUCUAUAUCUACAGUUAUUAAUGUUGGCGAGUUGGUCGUUGAUAAAAUUUGGCUCACUAAUUACAUUAAUUUAUUAAACAGUACUCCACAAAGAAUUGUACAUAAUUCAAGCCCUCUGUACAGUACUGUAUGUGAAUAGAUAUAUUUAUCUUACGCUUCAAUAGAUGCAUUGCAUUUGAAGUUUAACAAGUUCAAUUUAAUAAAAAUCAAACAUAACAAAUUUGUUUUAAAUUUUAUUAGUAUUAUCUAUAAAGUAGUGACUAUUAGUCCACAUUGAUGUCUGGCCAAAAUUUACUAAACCUACGAUUAUAGAAGAAUAGUAGUGACGAGAAGUUGAAAACACUAGUAACUCAAAAUAAAAAGUAUACCUAUACAUAACGAAAAACUUUAACUAUCUUGUGCUAUUGGCAGAAAUAUACUUAAGAAAUUUCCAAUAUAUAAAUAAUUAAAUUAUUUGCUAAUCUAUAAAUAUAUAAAAAUAUUUUCCUAUUACCAACAACCAGGAAAACAUAUUGCAAAAAUAAGCUGAUAUUUUACAAUAUCUUGAUUUGAACUGAUACAUAGUACCAAUAUUUAUUUAUAAAAUCUCAUGUCUAU
Messenger RNA from Leguminivora glycinivorella, 1766 nucleotides. RefSeq lists its product as uncharacterized. NCBI's taxonomy places the organism in Eukaryota, Metazoa, Arthropoda, Insecta, Lepidoptera, Tortricidae. Gene Ontology annotation, cellular component: fibrillar center; ribonuclease MRP complex; nucleolar ribonuclease P complex. Gene Ontology annotation, biological process: tRNA 5'-leader removal. The transcript has 3 exons. Gene Ontology annotation, molecular function: ribonuclease P RNA binding; ribonuclease P activity. The record is from RefSeq and is a predicted model, not a curated record. Bases 133 to 1035 code for a protein of 300 amino acids.